Messenger RNA from Pelobates cultripes (western spadefoot toad), 774 nucleotides. The record is from the annotation of a GenBank genome assembly. NCBI's taxonomy places the organism in Eukaryota, Metazoa, Chordata, Amphibia, Anura, Pelobatidae.
AUGGCAAAUCUAAAGCCAUCCGGGGUCCCCAUGGGUCCAAGUCAGGUGAGUGUAGUACUCAAACCCUCCAGACACAAAGGGCUUCUUAUUCACCCAAAGGGGCAGGAAAACCUGCUGCAAAAGUCGGGCCUACCUUGCCCCCUACUGGUAGAGGCCUUGAGGCUAUCGUGGAAGUUACUCGAAGACUUCACAUAUCAGACACCACCCUCAAGCGAGCAGCAACUACCUGCCAGCAGCAAAAUGGGGAGAAGAACCCCAAAACAGCUAGUGGGAGUACCCAAAGACACCCAAGAUAUAGGGAACCUGCUCCAAUGCCCCUCGGGUCACAAAAUGGCGGCCGAGCCGGACCCAGAAACUGACUCCAACUGCUCGACGAUGAGCCCGGAGGAUCAGGGGAAAUAUCAACAGCCCCAAUCACCAAACUUAUUGCAAGCUGAGGGUGAUGACCUGGCCUCGGCCACUAAAUGCAAUAUCCGGCAAUUGCUGCAGGAGAUGAAACAAAUGUUUGACUCGGACAUAGACUUGGCCCAGACGGAGAUACAAGCUGUGACCACAAGAGUUCAGGCAACGGAAGAAGAUAUAAUGGACUUACGCCAAGAGGAGUGCAGCAUGGGGCACACCCUCUGCCAGUUGCAGUCUGCCCACACAGUAGUCCAAACUAAACUGGAUACCAUAAAGGACCACAGCAGACAGAAAAAAUCUGGGGGUCCCAGAUACUAUCGGUCUGACCGAACUGCAACUGCUGGGCUCACAAGCCAAAAAGCUGGAAUUUGA